Molecule: messenger RNA, 783 nt
Organism: Cryptomeria japonica (Japanese cedar)
Lineage: Eukaryota; Viridiplantae; Streptophyta; Pinopsida; Cupressales; Cupressaceae
Product: pathogenesis-related protein 1
Exons: 2
Coding region: 89-571 (160 amino acids)
Biological process (GO): abscisic acid-activated signaling pathway; defense response
Cellular component (GO): nucleus; cytoplasm
Molecular function (GO): abscisic acid binding; protein phosphatase inhibitor activity; signaling receptor activity
Source: RefSeq, a predicted model, not a curated record
AUUCCCUCAUACACCACACCACAAUCCACCCCAAAGAAAGGAAGCGUUUCUAGGAGGAUUUGUACUAGAAAUCUUAAGAUAAAGAGAGAUGGUGGCCGGAAGCUUCAGUAUUGAAAUAGAGUCUCCAGUGGAGGCAAAAAGGCUGUGGAAAGCAACUCUGGACACCCACAACUUAUUGCCAAAGCAAGCUCCAGGACUCAUAUCAGGCAUUACGCUUCUUCAAGGUGAUGGAGGAGUUGGCACCAUUCGACAUGUUAAGUUCACUCCAGCCAACAAAGAUUUUAGCUAUGUGAAAGAGAAAGUGGACUUAAUUGAUGAGGCCAACAUGGUUUAUGGUUUCAGCCAUGUGGAAGGAGGAGUGUUGGGGAAAAAAGUGGCCUCGGUAAGUUACAAGAUUAAAUACACCCCCAAACCAGGGGGUGGAUGCAUUACAACCUAUAGCUGCAACUAUGAUAGCCUCCCUGGUGUUCCCCAUGAUGAAGCCAAAAUUGAGGAGAUCAAGGCCAAUAGCACUGGUUUGUUCAAGCAGGUGGAGGAAUAUCUUAUUGCCAAUCCCACUUUAUACUGUUGAAAUCAUCAUGAUCUCCCUCUUUCUCAAUGGCAGUAGCGCCACUUGCUCAAUAAAAACGUAUGUGUAUCUCAUAGUGAUAAAGAUUUCUCUCAUGGUAAUAGUGCCAGUUAAAUCUAGGUCAAUAAGAAUGUGUCAAAGAGUGACACUUGAGUAUUCAAUUAUGAUCGUGUCAAGUAAUUUUUAAAUAUAAAUAUAUAGCUUGCCUUAUAAUC